Messenger RNA from Echinostoma caproni, 201 nucleotides. NCBI's taxonomy places the organism in Eukaryota, Metazoa, Platyhelminthes, Trematoda, Plagiorchiida, Echinostomatidae. The record is from the annotation of a GenBank genome assembly.
AUGGCUAUUUCCCUGUGGGGCAGUGGGGUCCCCCAAGGUUCGGUGCUUGGUCCCAUGCUGUUCCUCGGAUACAUCAAUGAUAUGGUCCGUAGUCUGCACUCACCGCUCUGCUGGUUGACCAAAUACGUCAAAAUCGUAGGCCAUCCAGAUGUGUCACAAUUGCAAGAGGAUCUGAACAAGAUCCAGGAGUCGACAGUUUAA